UUACAUCUGACGUAUGACAUUUUACCUUCUGUUUGUGUAUAAAAAUUGGAACGGAGCGAAAGUUUAGACAUAAAAGAAUAUAUCCUCAAAACACUACUAUUCAUUUGUAUUCUUCUAAAUCAAUAUGCCUUCCAUGAAGGUUGAAGGAGACAGCGAUGGCGAUGGAGAUUUGUCUGGCGGGGAUACUGAACGAUCUGGUGGGUCUUCUAGAGGGCCAGAUCGUGAUUCCAGUGCAGAAGAAGCUGAUGAACCGGACUCCGAUGAUUCCUCCGAGAUGGACGAGAGUGAGUGUGAGCGGCGGCGCAGCGAAUGCCUUGACAAUUUGUCAAACUUGGAGCAUCAGUUCUCAUUACUGAGAGAACAGCUGUACAAUGAAAGGGUGAAGCAUGUGGAGUACCAGCUCGCAGAAGUCCGUGGUGGCAGAUCACAGGAGUACUUAGGUCCUUUGAGACGACUGCAAGAGAAUAUGCGUGUUAGGAUCGAGGUGGCGGGUAUUUUGAAGCAGAUGCGUAUUGAAAACAUCAAGCAUAUCUACGAUGCUGAGGAGCAGGCAGCACAUCAACAUUUCAAGAGCGAGAAAUGGCUGGCAUACGAGAAUUUAAAAGAAGAAUUAUUAGAGAAGAUAAGAAAGAUAGAAGAAGAACGUCAUACAGUAGAUCUAUGGUCUUGCGGAGCUGAAUGGGGCAGGAAACGACGGAAGAGACAGGUCGCAGUCUCUCCACCUUACGUGGUCUACAUGCUACCGGAUGCUGACAUCAUGGAAGACUGGCGACUGGUCAGGAAAUUGCUGGAAAGAGCUGAUUAGAUUAACUAGGAUAAGUCAGUCGAGUCACCAUUAAAGUUAACAUAGCUUCGGAAUGAUUGAUAACAAAAAAGAUGUUAACACGACAGUGAAAUCCUAUAGUUAAGGUAAGUUUCCACUGUCGUAUUUUUUAUACGAGUGUUACAACGUAAUAUUCAGAUUUUUUA
This is a messenger RNA of Papilio xuthus (Asian swallowtail), 969 nucleotides long. It is a transcript of the gene Brms1, whose product is annotated as breast cancer metastasis-suppressor 1-like protein. The transcript is spliced from 4 exons. The record is from RefSeq and is a predicted model, not a curated record. NCBI's taxonomy places the organism in Eukaryota, Metazoa, Arthropoda, Insecta, Lepidoptera, Papilionidae. Bases 125 to 805 code for a protein of 226 amino acids.